AGAGAGAGGGGGGGGGGAGGCACUCGGGCAGGCAGGCACCCAUCCCCAUUAGACGAGACACAAGACCCUCGGAUCGCCGCCGCCGCCUCCUCCUCCUCCCCCGCCGCCGCAAUCCCCCUCUCGCUCCUCGUCCCCAAACCCUAGCUGCCAUGGAACCUCCCGCCUCCUCCUCCUCUCCUGAUCCGACGCCCCCGGAGUCGGACCACCCGUCCCCCUCCCCCGCCAAGCGCUCUGCCUGGAAGCACCCCGCCCCUAACGGCCCCGCCGUCAUGGACGCCAACCACUGGCCCGCGCUCUCCGAGGCCGCCAGGACCACCAAGCUCGCGCCCUCCCUCGACUCCUCCAGGCCUCCCGAAUCCUCGUCGGCGCCCUCAUCGGCCGCGCCCAACUCAUCCAAUUCUUCGCACAAGCACUCCUCGGGGACCCAUCACGGUCGCCACAAGCCGGCCAGGCGCGGUGCCGCCGCCGGGGACCACUCUCCGCCUGAUCGCUCCACAGGUGGCUGGGACCACGCCACUGAUGCUGCCGCCGCUGCCGGGGGAAGGGGUGCUCAGAGGAACCACAACAAUGGCGGCUCUAGGAGGGGCAAUGGUAAUGGUACAGCCGCCGCUGCUGCCAGGCGAAGAGGGGGAUACGAGCCCUUCUACCGCGGCCCUCCUCCAAUGGGCAUGGGCCCAUACAUGCGAGGGGCACCACCCCCUCCUCCGCCCAUGACAGUUCCUCCACCCUUCAUGGGCCCUCCGCCACCCCCAGUCGCACCCAUGCGACCAUUUGCUGCUGCACCAAUGGUCUUCCAUGAUAUGCAAUCCCCAGUGUCUCCUGUAUCCCCGAUAUACUUCUAUGGGCCUCCCCCGCCACCAGAAGCUCUCAGGGGAUUGGCUCUUGCGCCUCACAUGCUUGGUCCACCUGCUUACCCUUACUUUCAAGCACCGUCCGAGCCACAGCCUGAGCCCCAGCCCCAGCCUGACGUGGAAGAGGAACGUUCCAAGCUGCUCCACCAGAUAGAGUUCUACUUCAGCAAGGAGAAUUUAUGCUCAGAUGUAUACUUGAGGCAACAGAUGGAUGGGCAGGGCUGGGUUGAUAUAUCUCUUAUAGCUGGCUUUAAAAAGGUCCAAGAGCUGACAAAAGACCUGCAAUAUAUAAAAGAGAUAGUGCAGUCCUCAUCUAUACUAGAAAUGCAGGGUGCCAAAAUUAGGAAGCAAAAUGAUUGGGGAAAAUGGGUGAUUCCUCGGGAGAGCAAUCCUGAUGUACCGCCAACCUCAGCAUCCGUAGCAAGGCCUAAUGUCAAUAAUCUGACAGCACAUCUUGGGGGCAUGGGUCUGCAUGAAUCUGCUAGCUCAGGUAGCACAGUGGAGCAAAACCAUCAUGAUGUCAUCAAGAAUGGAUCACCUUCUGGUAAUGAUGAGGCUCCAGUAGCUGAAGACAACUCUGGCCACCACCGGCAGUUGUUAGCAUAAGGCAGUGGCUCCGAUUCACACCAUGACUGCAGGGAUUUUGUCCAUGCGCGAGUGACAGCUUACAAGUGAUAUUUUUUUGCAAUUUUUGGAGGGGAGGUAUGCUUGUGGGCGGCGCACUACUAGACUAGCAGUUAAUGCUUUUCUGGCGAUGAGGUAAGAUUUUGCUUUACCUAUCACUAUUAUUGAGGUGUAGCGUGGAAGAUUUUGGGGCGGUUGGUGAAAAGUUUGAAACAGAAGACAGAAAAACCAAGGUGGUAUGUGGAGGCAUCAAGAUGAGGUGGAAAACCAUGAAAGAAAACAAAAACAUGAAAAUCGACAGAAUGCUAAGUUGUUAUCCCCGGGCGGGCCUCUGUUGCUCGCGUGCUUGUUUUGAUACCCUUGUUUUGUUUAGUGGGGUGGGGGGCUUGAAUGCUAUUAUGUUGUCCUGAUAGUGAACAAGUUGGUUUUCCUCGGCAGUAGGAUGGAUGAUGUAAAAAAAAAAAAAACCUCCGAUUUUUUAUGGAGGAGAGGAGCUGAACUUUCUCACUCUGAGAGUCAGGGAGUUUGGCUUGGAUCUCAACUUGUCUUG
Messenger RNA from Panicum virgatum (switchgrass), 2025 nucleotides. RefSeq names its product la-related protein 1B-like. The transcript has 6 exons. Bases 150 to 1457 code for a protein of 435 amino acids. Lineage: Eukaryota; Viridiplantae; Streptophyta; Magnoliopsida; Poales; Poaceae. Gene Ontology annotation, molecular function: RNA binding. The record is from RefSeq and is a predicted model, not a curated record.